AUGUCUAUGGCGAGUUUGUAUCGCCGGUCUCUUCCGUCUCCUCCGGCGAUAGAUUUCGCUUCUGUUCAAGGCAAGGCAAAGACGAUCAAUGCUCUAGGUUUUCCAUGGAUUGAUUUGAAAAUCUUCAAUGAAGCGCUUCAGAAAGGCACUAUGGAAGGGUUUUUCAGGCUGAUUUCUCAUUUUCAGACGCAGUCCGAGCCUGCUUUUUGUGGUUUAGCUAGUCUUUCAAUGGUUUUGAAUUCUCUUUCUAUUGACCCGGGGAGAAAAUGGAAAGGGCCUUGGAGGUGGUUUGAUGAAUCAAUGCUGGAGUGUUGCGAGCCGCUUGAAAUAGUCAAGGAUAAAGGCGUUUCAUUUGGAAAAGUUGUCUGUUUGGCUCAUAGUUCAGGGGCAAAAGUCGAAGCUUUUCGCACGAAUCAGAGCAACAUUGAUGAUUUCCGCAAAUACGUGGUGAAAUGUUCCACUUCUGAUAAUUGUCAUAUGAUCUCAACAUAUCAUAGACAAGUAUUGAAGCAGACUGGAACAGGUCAUUUUUCACCUAUCGGUGGCUAUAAUGCUGAAAGAGAUAUGGCUUUGAUUCUUGAUGUCGCUCGUUUCAAAUAUCCUCCUCAUUGGGUUCCUCUAAAGCUUCUUUGGGAUGCUAUGGACAGCAUUGAUCACUCAACAGGGAGACGUAGAGGAUUCAUGCUUAUAUCUAGACCGCACAGAGAACCAGGAUUGCUCUACACUCUGAGUUGUAAAGAUGAGAGCUGGAUCAGCAUUGCAAAGUAUUUGAAGGAAGAUGUUCCUCGACUUGUAAGCUCACAACAUGUUGAUACUAUUGAAAGAAUCUUAUAUGUUGUGUUCAAGUCACUUCCGUCGAAUUUCAACCAAUUUAUCAAAUGGAUGGCUGAGAUCCGAAGAACAGAGGAUGUAAAUCAAAAUCUCAGCUCAGAAGAGAAAUCAAGGCUCAACUUAAAGCAAGAGUUACUGAAACAAGUGCAAGAAACUCAACUGUUCAAGCACGUGGAAAAGUUUCUAUCCUCUGUGGAUUACGAAGACAAUCAGCCAUAUGUUGCUGCCAAGGCUUUUGCCCAAGAAGCUGAAAUCGUAUCAGAAAUAGAAUCAGACGAGUCCUGUUGUCGGGAAACUUGUGUGAAAUGUAUCAAAGGUGUUGGCGAGGAGAAAGGGGCGGUUAUAGCUUACCCAUCGGGGAACGAUGUGUUCACUGCUCUUCUGUUGGCUUUACCUCCAGAGACUUGGUCAGGUAUCAAAGACCAAUCACUUUUGCAAGAAAUGAAUCAGCUCAUUUUCAUGGUUAGCCUCCCAACUUUGCUUCAACAAGAGGUUUUGCACUUGCGACGCCAACUUGAGAUGCUAAAACGAUGCCAGGAAAAUAAAGAAGACGAAGUACUCUCUGCUCCUGCCUAUGCGUAA
Molecule: messenger RNA, 1413 nt
Organism: Arabis nemorensis
Lineage: Eukaryota; Viridiplantae; Streptophyta; Magnoliopsida; Brassicales; Brassicaceae
Source: the annotation of a GenBank genome assembly